AUGGCCACGGCAAACAAGGACCAGAAGGCGAAGCCCAGCGCCUUGCGCUCCAUCCUCGCGGGUUCCUCUGCCGGAGCCGUGGAGAUCGCUAUUACCUAUCCUGCCGAGUGUAUGGCCCCGAUUCCCAAUUCUUACUCUACCCUAGGGUGGGUCGCAAAGACCCGCACACAACUCAAUCGCCGCCUCGCCGAGGGCCAGAAGCUCCCCUGGCCGCCAUUCGGCAAGCAGUGGUAUGCGGGAUGUACGACGCUGAUCAUUGGAAACUCGCUCAAGGCCGGAAUUCGAUUCGUCGCCUUCGAUGCUAUCAAGGCAACCCUCCAGGAUGAGAAUGGCAAGAUCUCCGGUCCCCGGACCGUUGUUGCUGGCUUCGGUGCUGGUUUCACUGAGUCGCUGUUGGCCGUUACUCCCUUCGAGAGUAUCAAGACACAGCUGAUUGACGAUCGCAAGGCCGAGAAGCCUCGCAUGCGCGGUUUCUUGCACGGUAGUAAGAUCAUCUGGCAGGAACGAGGUAUUAAGGGUUUCUUCCAGGGCUUUGUGCCGACCACGGCAAGACAGGCUGCCAAUUCGGCGACUCGGUUUACCGCCUAUACCACUUUGAAGCAGUUCGCGGAGGGCUAUGUUGCUCCUGGUGAGAAGCUGGGUACGUUGAGUACUUUUGCUAUUGGUGGUGUUGCUGGUAUUAUCACUGUCUACAUUACCCAGCCGUUGGAUACGGUGAAGACAAGGAUGCAAUCUCUCGAGGCCAGCAAGAACUACAAGAACAGCUUCGUGUGCGCUGCGAGAAUCUUCAAGGAUGAAGGCGUCUUGACUUUCUGGUCUGGAGCUGUGCCGCGGCUGGCCCGUUUGAUUCUGAGUGGUGGUAUUGUGUUUACUAUGUAUGAGAAGUCUAUGGAGUUGCUGGAUAUCGCGGAUCCGGAGCGAAAAUAUCUUUGA
Messenger RNA from Penicillium manginii, 933 nucleotides. Its product is annotated as putative mitochondrial tricarboxylate transporter (Ctp). Lineage: Eukaryota; Fungi; Ascomycota; Eurotiomycetes; Eurotiales; Aspergillaceae. The record is from RefSeq and is a predicted model, not a curated record. Bases 1 to 933 code for a protein of 310 amino acids. Gene Ontology annotation, biological process: mitochondrial citrate transmembrane transport. The transcript is spliced from 6 exons.